Ectocarpus sp. CCAP 1310/34 is the source of this 3525-nucleotide messenger RNA. The record is from the annotation of a GenBank genome assembly. NCBI's taxonomy places the organism in Eukaryota, Phaeophyceae, Ectocarpales, Ectocarpaceae.
AUGCUCUCAGGCCUGACCAAGGCCCCGGAGUUCAAGUUCAUCAGGGAGAUGCACUACCGUGACAAUUUUACUUCAGUAGACAGUCUCCAGGCGACGGCUACCCGCUUUUUUGUGGAUCAGCAGUCGCGCAACGCGUCGGGCCCCGUGGUCUCGGGCCGAGGGGCUGCGAUGGCGGUCGCGUCCGACACCGACCAGUGCCGCCGAUGCAAGGCGUACGGACACUUUCAGCGCUAUUGUCCCCAACAGGGCCAAAAGAGCCGUCAUGAGCAGAGCACAAAAAGGGAGCAAACAAGCGAGGAAAUGGUGGGAGUCGAUGCUGAGUGCCAGAAGCAAAAGGAGAUCCAGGAAAACAAGCAAAAUGAGCUUGAAGGGUUUGCAGCGAACCUGGCGCUCCUGCAGUCAGCUAGCCAUGCCAACUUUCUGCAACUCUCCAAUAACGGGAGUGCUCACGUGGCGCAAUCUUCUCCGGCGGUGGCGCAACAGGCUCCGUCAGAGCCGACUUCGUUCGGGUUCUCCUUCAACGCCCUCGGAACUUCCUUGGCAGAGGCAACCUCGUCGUCUGCCUCUUCCCAGCCAGCUCCGAACGCGUCUGCCGCCACACAGGCGGCACCGGCAUCUGCCUCACCAACGUCGAGUGCGCAGGACCACCGAUUGCCUUCAGGGUUCUUCGGUGCAUUCAUGGCGACUCAUGCAGAGUUGUCGCUUGCUCCUUUUCGCUCCGACGUAUCGUCCAUCCAGAUGGUUGUGGACAGUGGAGCGACCGACAACUACCUCGACCCUGGGCUUACACCAGGAUUGCGGGCUCACAUGCGCGACGUCGAACGCCUUCGGGUCCCACACACGAUCGUCGCCGCGGGCCAGCAUGUCCUCAAAGGCGUUGCGACGGGGACUAUCUUCGGGGCCGUCACGGACGACAAUGGGAACGACCGGCACGUCUCCUUUCGCGGCAUCUUGGUACCAGGGCUGGGCACCAACCUCUUCUCCGUGACAUUGGCAAUGCUAAAAGGGGUGGCGACGUUGUUUCAUCCGGACAACCCCAGGUUGGAGUCACGGGACGUGGUUUUCCCAAUGCAGACCCUCGGGCUGGACGCCACGACCGGAAAACGCAUCUACUCCAUCGAGGUGAAGCUAGGGGGUGAACCUGGGGGCCCGACGGUACUCGGAGACGCGCCUGAUGCCCUCGCCUUGAAGGUGGAGUCCGCUGAUCUCUGGUUCCGGCGCAUGGGGCACAUCAACGGCAAGACCUUGGACGUUCUUAGGAAAGAACCGGUCAACGGCGUCCACUACACCGGAGACGUGAACGACUGUAGUGUGGAGUCCGCUGAUCUCUGGUUCCGGCGCAUGGGGCACAUCAACGGCAAGACCUUGGACGUUCUUAGGAAAGAACCGGUCAACGGCGUCCACUACACCGGAGACGUGAACGACUGUAGUGUCUGCCCGCUCGGAAAGAGCGCACAACAACCUCACCCAAAGCAGGCCACCUACGGCGUCCUGCGCCCCUUUCAGCACGUUUCCGUCGACACCCUUGGCCCCUUCACCCCUACAGCGUUGGGCGGAUUCAAGUACGCCACCAAGUUCAUGGACCAGCAGACCAAGUGGGCGGAGAUAGUUCUCAUGAAGGACAAGACCUGUUCUGUAGACUCCCUCGCGUUGUUCAACAAAGGGACCGCGUACUGUCAAGACAUCGGCAUCAAGCUGGAGUUCGCCUCUCCGAACACCCCUCAGCAGAUUGGAGCCAACGAGCGUGCGGGUCGGACGAUUUUGAAUGUCGUGCGCUGUCUGCUCGCUGACUCAACUCUACCGAACUUCCUUUGGGGGGAGCUGAUCCAGACGGCAGUCUACCUGAGCAACCGGGUUCCUCAUGCAGCCCUGCAAAACGGGACGCCGUGCAAGGAGCUCUACGAGACGCACACCAGGAAGCUGGAGUACCGUGCUUGGGAAGGACGCCUUGUCGGAUACAGCAUGGGCAGCAAGUCGUACCAGAUCUACAACUCUGAGACGCGACGUGUACGGGUGAGUCGAAAUGUUGUCUUCAUUGAGACACCUCCCGUUGCUCCUGCGUUGGAUGAGGGUGGCUUCGACGACGGGGAGUUCACGUACGACAAUCACGACGACAUGGGACGGCCCCUUUGGUUCACGGAAUACGCGUACGCUAUGGGGGCGUCCCAACCGGAUGUUUCACGAAAGAUUGACGCGGCAAGGGCCAUGCCGGACGGAGAACAGUGGGACGCAGCUGCAGAGAUUGCGAGUCUCAAGGAACGUCAAGUUUACAAGCUCGUCCCGCGCACGGCAUUUCCCCCAGGGAGGAAGCGGAUAAAGUCCAAAUGGGUGUUCAAGCGUAAGACAGGCGGCUCCUUCAAGGGGCGUCUAGUGGCGCAAGGCUGGAACCAAGUGCCUGGACUGGACGGCGGCAGCACUUACGCUCCGGUGUGCAGGUUACAGCGCAUUCGGAUGUUAGCGUGCAUAGCCGAGCAGUUCAACCUGCAGUUGGAUCAAAUGGACGUGUCCACAGCCUUCCCCUACGCUGACAUCCUCGAGAACGUGUUCGUCGAACAGCCACCUGGCUUCGAGGUCAAGGACAAGGAUGGAGGUGAUCUAGUGAUGCAGCUACAGAAGAGCCUCUACAGGCUGGCCAAAAACCCCAGCAAUUGGUUCCACACCGUCGACCCUUCCCUUGUUGAAAUAGGUUUCGUUCCGCUCAAGUCUGACACUGCAUCUACCUCCGGUAACAACUCCAACGCCAUCUCGAUGAUCAAAAAGAAGUUGAGACAAAGGUUCAAGAUGACAGACAUGGCAGAGGUGAAGCUUGUCUUGGGCAUGGAAAUUAAGAGGGACCGCAUUCAAGGUACCCUGACGAUUGCCCAGGAAGCGUAUUCCAAGUCUGUCUAUCUCAGAGAGGGCAUCAUGGGGUGCCUGAUGUACAUCGCUCAAGUGCUCCGCUACGACAUCAUGCACGCUACGGGCCCGCCCAAUGGCGAAACCCAGCAAGGGUCUACCAUGGAGGCAGAGCUGAUUGCAUCGGCACUAGCCAUGAAGGAAGCAGUGUUCUGUUCUAACAUGCUAACUGAGCUAGGGUUCGGUAAGGAGUUUGCGCAAGUGCCGCUGUACUGCGACAACACGGCGACGCUUCACGCGCUGGAAAACCGCUCCUUCAGCUCGAGGACAAAACACAUCGCACUUCGCUUCUUGUACAUCCGAGAGCUAGUAUCGGAAGGACGGAUAUCGAUCCAUUACAUCCCGAUAGAAGCAACCCUGCCGACAUCGGGACAAAGCAUCUUAACAAGAAUCGGCUCAAACACCUGCUGGACAUCAUCAGCAGUUUCAACGUCAACGACUUCAUCAGCAACAAGUUCAAGGGUUGUUCGCGCACUCACUCUCCUCCACCCGUCUCCCGACACGUACCGAUGCAGGAGGAAGCCCGCGGAUACCGCGCCUGCCACGUCUCCCACCGGCAGGGGUCGAACACGCGGCAAGUCCCCAAGCCCGAGUCACCGCCGGGCCAACAAUGAAUACGAAGAGCGCUAA